AUGCGGCGGUCCAGCGGUCUGCAGGUCUCCAUGCCGGAGGUGGUCGAAGCGGAGAGCGAGUCCACGGCCAGGAUCGAGUGCAGCUUCUCCAUCCCUGGGAACGGCUCCUACACCUACGUCGACUGGUUCUACGUGGACCGCAGCAGCCGGGUGAAGCUGUUGCGCAUCGCGGGCGGCGAGGUGCUGGAGGAGGAGACGAGCUACAAGGGGCGGCUGUCGGUGGGCGAGGACAAGGCCCUGUCCAUCAGCAAGGUGACGCUGCAGGACGCCAGGACCUUCGUGUGCCAGGUCGGGGCGGGCAGCCAGGGCGUGGGCGAGAACCGCACUGAGCUCCACGUCUACAAGGUCCCCGAGACCCCUGAGAUCGAGGCCAGCUCGGCCGGCAUCCCCGUGCACAGCAGCACCACCCCGCAGAUCGCCCAGUGUGUGAGCGAGAACAGCUUCCCACCGGCCAACAUCACCUGGUACAAGAACGGGGAGCAGCUGCAGCCCGAGGAGAACAAGGUGAAGAUCCUGGCCACGCUGACCCGCAAGUCGAGCGGGCUGUACACGGUGAGCAGCAGCCUCUUCGCCACGGUCACGCGGGAGGACCGCAGCUCCUUCUUCCACUGCGCCGUGCACUACUGGCUGCGGGGCCAGAGGCGCUCCAAGGAUUCCCGGCGGGUCAACAUCACCGUCUUCUACCCCACGCAGCACGUGGAGCUGCACAUCGUGCCCGCCGCGGCGCUGGUGAAGGAGGGCGACGACGUGAAGCUGGUGUGCGAGGCCGACGGCAACCCGGCGCCCGUCUUCAGCUUCUACAAGAAAGAGUGGCAGGACGUGACGUCCCUGGCCGACACCAGCAGCGGGGUGCUGAGCCUGCACGGCGUCAACAAGAGCAGCAGCGGCCUGUACAGGUGCCAGAUCCUGGACCUGGACGACAUGACGCAGAUGGAGAAGGACGUGGAGCUCGUCGUGAACUACAUCGAAGGGGUCCGCGUGCAGAUGGAGCCCUCCUCGCCCCUGCACGAAGGGGACAGCGUGAGGCUGAGCUGCAGCGCCCACAGCCCCGUGGACCUGGACUUCCAGUGGAGGGACGAGAGGGGCAGGAAGGUGGCGGAGGGGAACCAGCUCUUCCUGAGGAACCUCACCUUCGAAACCUCCAGCAACUUCAGCUGCCGGGUGGUCGCUCGCAGCGUGCCGGGGCUGGAGCAGAGCAAGCAGGUGGCCGUGGCCGUUCAGGGGAAGCCGCGCAUCGUGGCCAUCAGCUCCCCGCUGUACGUGCGGCAGGACGAGGUGGUGAACCUCACCUGCAAGGCCAUCGCCUUCCCCCGGCCCUCCGUCCGCUGGAGCAUCAACGGGACGGCCCACGAGUACGUGGAGAACCAGCACGUCGCCAGCAACCUGACGGUGCGCGUGAGCCACGACCUGCUGCGGGCGGGGGCCAUGUGCAGGGUCUCCAACGCGCUGGGGGUCAGCGAGAAGCACAUCCAGCUGCUGGAUGAAAAGACCUCGGAGAGCAAAGGCGUGAUCAUCGUGGCCAUCAUCGUCUGCAUCCUCCUGGUGGCCGUGCUGGGCUCCGUCAUCUACUUCCUGCACAAGAAGGGCAAGAUCCCCUGUGGCCGCGCCGGCAAGCAGGACAUCACAAAGCCAGAGGCACGUAAAGACAAGAAUGUAGUUGAAGUUAAGUCAGAUAAACUUGCCGAAGAGGCCGGGCUCCUGCAGGGCGCCAACGGCGAGAGGAGACCUGCCGCUGACCAGAGCGAGAAAUACAUCGAUCUGAGGAACUAG
Cygnus atratus (black swan) is the source of this 1770-nucleotide messenger RNA. RefSeq names its product melanoma cell adhesion molecule (gene MCAM). Gene Ontology annotation, cellular component: plasma membrane. Gene Ontology annotation, biological process: angiogenesis. The coding region runs from base 1 to 1770 and encodes 589 amino acids. NCBI's taxonomy places the organism in Eukaryota, Metazoa, Chordata, Aves, Anseriformes, Anatidae. The record is from RefSeq and is a predicted model, not a curated record. The transcript has 15 exons.